This is a messenger RNA of Castor canadensis (American beaver), 807 nucleotides long. Lineage: Eukaryota; Metazoa; Chordata; Mammalia; Rodentia; Castoridae. The record is from RefSeq and is a predicted model, not a curated record.
AUGACUGGGGCUGGGAAAGUCUACGAACUAAAUGGGACAGUCCACAACGGCUUGUGGGUAGUGAAGGCUUACCAAGAAGUGGUUAAGAAUUUUCAAAAGACUCAUCGUGGAUUUAUGGGCCUCAGACUCAUCUUUUCGGAUUCCAGAUCCAGAAGUGUGGCUAUCGUCGCAGAUUCUGUUCGAAAAGCCAUGGGCCUUCAGUAUCACUUCCCUGGGAUCAUGGCGGGGUUUGACCUGGUGGGGCGUGAGGACACUGGCCGCAGCUUGUACUCCUACAGGGAGGCCCUAACAAUUCCAGUCAAGCACAGGAUUAAACUACCUUACUUUUUCCAUGCUGGGGAGACAGACUGGUAUGGAACCUCCAUAGACGGAAACCUUGUGGAUGCUGUGAUACUGAAUGCUACCAGGAUUGGCCAUGGAUUUGCUUUAACCAAACACCCUCUAGUCAGGGUUUACUCCCAGGAAAAGGACAUCCCAGUAGAAGUCUGUCCCAUUUCCAAUCAGGUGAUGAAGCUGGUGGCAGACCUGAGAAAUCACCCUGCAGCCUCACUGAUGGCCUCUGGACAUCCCAUGGUGAUCAGCUCUGACCACCCGGCUCUGUUUGGUGCCAAAGGCUUGUCCUAUGACUUCUAUGAGGUCUUCAUGGGGAUUGCAGGGAAUAAGGCUGACCUGAGGACCCUCAAGCUACUGGUCACAAACUCUAUCAAGUACAGCUCCGUGGUGAAGUCGGAGAAGGACUUUCUCAUGAAAGUCUGGUGGAUCAAAUGGAACCAGUUCAUAGAAAAGCUGGCCCAGAGGCGAAGAUGA